This is a messenger RNA of Anolis carolinensis (green anole), 5096 nucleotides long. RefSeq names its product modulator of smoothened (gene mosmo). The transcript has 3 exons. Gene Ontology annotation, cellular component: ciliary membrane; Golgi apparatus. The coding region runs from base 160 to 663 and encodes 167 amino acids. Gene Ontology annotation, biological process: negative regulation of smoothened signaling pathway. The record is from RefSeq and is a predicted model, not a curated record. NCBI's taxonomy places the organism in Eukaryota, Metazoa, Chordata, Lepidosauria, Squamata, Anolidae.
GCUGAGGACGAGGGUUGAACGAGCGAGCCUCUGCUUCCGGGUCAUGCGGCUCGGGUUUUGCUUCCGGGCGGGGGGAGGCGCCCGCCAUGGAGCCGCGGCUGUGAGGAGCCCCCGGCCCGGGGCCCCCGCCUGAGGCCGGAGGAGAAGGAGGAGGAGGACAUGGACAAACUGACCAUCAUCUCAGGAUGCCUCUUUCUGGCCGCAGACAUCUUCGCCAUCGCCAGCCUGGCCAACCCGGACUGGAUCAACACCGGAGAAUCCGCGGGUGCUCUCACAGUUGGCCUUGUGCAACAGUGUCAAACCAUUCAUGGACGUGACAGGACCUGUAUCCCUCCUCGGUUGCCUCCUGAGUGGGUCACCACCUUAUUUUUCAUCAUCAUGGGCAUCAUUUCACUGACUGUCACAUGUGGCUUGCUAGUGGCUUCCCACUGGCGAAGAGAAGCAACUAAAUAUGCACGCUGGAUAGCAUUCACUGGAAUGGUCCUAUUCUGCAUGGCAGCCCUAAUUUUCCCCAUAGGAUUUUACAUCAAUGAAGUGGGAGGCCAACCUUAUAAACUGCCGAACAACACAGUCGUUGGUUCCUCUUACGUACUGUUUGUUUUAUCCAUUUUCUUUACAAUAGUGGGACUUCUAUUUGCUGGCAAAGUAUGUUUACCGGGCUGACGAACAUCUAGCUGCUGCACCGUUCAGUCAUGAAGGAGAGUAGGACGCCCUACGCAUUCUCGGGAGGAUGCCAGUGUCGGGCUGUUGCCCACCUAACCAGAAGGAGGAGGUCUCUGUUUUCACUAUGCACUUUGGAUUUUUUUAAGAUUUUUAUUUUAUUUUUACAAUGGAGAGCCUUUCCCAUAACCAAAUACAGACAAUCUUGACUCAUCUCCUGAGCAUCUGGAUGCGGUCAAGUGUGCACUGUGAUAGGAACUCGCGUAGGAGGAGAAUUUAUUUUCUACAUAACCGAGCAGCGUUAUUGUGCCGUCGCCCCUCUCCACAUCGCUGUACUGUACCCUGAAAAGAAAAUAUGACAAUUUUGAAAAUCUCAAAAAGUAUUUAUGGACUUUGGUUGACCAGAGGUUUGCCAAGGGAGUUGGAAGUGGGGCUGGCCUCACUCUCUUUAGGAGAUUAGAGUCUUCUUUCUGUAGGAGGCAAGAAGUGUUUGCCAUCAAAAACAAAACAAGCGAAGAGAUCAAUGUUACACUAACUACACCCUGAAGCCAAUAGAUCAAAAGGUAUUCUUGGAAACUGGUUACAACAAAACGCUCAUCUGCCACUGACCCCAACCCUGCAAUCUGUACAAACACCAAGGAACUUUGUGGGGCGGGGAGGGAAGGUGGCUGGGAAUUUUUCCUUAUAUUUAUAUAAAUAUAUAUAUAUAUUUUGCUGAUGCAGUAUGCAGAAUGUGUAUACAUAUAUAUGUAUAUAUAUAGAGACACAAACAGACAGACAGACAAGACAGAUACACACACACACGCAAACAUACACAAGUUCCUUAAAGAGUAUUCUUGGGAGCUUCACUAGCAAAACACUGUGGUGUGAAAAACCUAGAACUGGAUAAGGAAAAAAAAAAAAGGGGGGGGGAGAAAACAAAGCCAUUUAUCUGAAGGCUGCAUAGCUGGGGAAGUCUUCAGUUUACCUCAUUCUUUGUAGCAGCCCUUGGUUUUAACUGGUUUUUUUGUAAUAGGUACAACAACUCCACGCCUUCCUAGGUGCAAUUUUAAGUUAAGCUAAGACGGUUCAUUUGUUUUUCUUUGUAUGGUAAUUUAUUUGUAUAUUGGGAAUAGAAGGUGAAAUCAUGUCAUGCUCUUUAACAGUCCCAACCUCGUAACGGGAAAUUACACUACUUAAAUUAUGGGCAACUGUUACGUUCUGGAGGUGGGUAUCUCUCCCCACACCCCGUUGUCUUUACUUGUUAUAUUCAUGUUGGCUGAAACAUAGGAACAUACUUUCGUGUUCAGAUCAAAAAGAACAAGAUGAUGAAUUGAUGUUCUGUUUGGGUCCUUCAUAAUGCACAAAAAUUGUGUUCCCACCCAUGUCUUCUCGCAAGCUAAUCUUGCUCACUCCACUCGGCUGCAGGGCAAUUCGCAGUUGUGUCAAGGGAGUGUUUAGUAUUCUACCAAAGGUGACAGCUGGCCUACAGUGGCCAGAAAGGGACAUUUGAGCAACUGCCUCUUGUCAGUGUCCUGAGUAACACUACUUACCAACCUGUCAACAUUAAUAGUUCUUUCUUGACACAUCAUUGGUCAUAGGCAAUGUGUUUUGACCUCCUGCUAAGGCAGAUUGCAUUGGUAAAUGCCUGAUACCAACUCUAUCCAGUUCAGUAUCAAAUGCUUAUUUCUUUUGAACUAGUGAUCCGAGAGAGAUUGGGGCCACGGGAUAGCUUUGAAGUCAAUUUCUUACAGCAACAACUACAGUAGAAGUCACUACAAAUUGUUAGGGGAAUAUUGAUAUAUACUUGCAUUAUAACAUGCUGUGGUGCUCCCUCCCUAAGGAAAGAGCUAACAUCUGCACAAAUAUUAUAUGUGUGUGUUGAGAUACGCCAUCAUCUCAGCAGAAGAAUGUUGGAUUUACUUUGGAUUAGACAGCAUUCUUGGCUAGUUGUAUGGAAAAUGUGUAGCAAAAUGUGGGGCUCUCUGUGGUAGAAUAAGUUCCAAAUGCUAAAUGAAAAAUCAUGUAAACUUUCCCAGUUGUUGCAAGGGAUUCACUUCAUGUUAUCAAACUGUCUUCUCUGUCAACUGUAUGAAUGAUUGACAUGACACACCCCGAAUAUGUAACUGCUUUUUGUUUUUUGAGUGUUUGAAGUCCAAUUGGUUCACUCAGCUGGCUGAUGAAUUCUUACAAAAAAAAAAACCCUUGUGAAGUCUAAUGUGUUUUCCUAAAAUAUGCCCCUGUCCAGACUUGCUUAUCUUCAAUUUGGAAAUGUGCUUUGCAAAAAUACAUCAUGUGGAGAAACUGGGUCUUGUAAAUGGAAAGGGCUCAGAAGAACCUUGAAACCUUGAGCUGAGAUGAGAAAAUUGCACUCCAGGGACUGAUACUUAAUCAUGGAUGCUUAUGCCAAUAAAUAAUGUUCGUUUCUCUGUCCCAGGUGGGGGAAAGGCUGAGCGCUAAUUGUAGUCGCCAGGACCUUUUAUGAUAAAAAUGUCUUCCUCCAAAGAUGUAUUGCAGAUAGUUCCAUGGAGUCCUUGAAGUCUUUCAUGGCCAGAAUCAUUGGGCUGCUGUGAGUCUUUUGGGCUGUAUGGCCAUGUUCCAGAAAUUUUCUUUUUUGACUUUUCGCCCACAUCUGUGGCAGGCAUACUUCCCAACCUCUGAGGAUGCCUGCCACAGAUGUGGGCGAAAUGCCAAGAGAGAAAACUUCAGGAAUAUGGCCAUACAGCUCAAAAGACUCACAGCAACCCGUUGAGAGAUCUUUCUCUUUCCUGGAGCUCUUCUGCCAUCUUGCUAGGUUUGCUGAUAGUGUUUCUGUCCCAGGGUUUGUAGUGGCAGCCUGCCAUGUAGUGCCGUCCAACAGAUCAUAAAGUGGGAAAAUGUGUGUCUAUGCUGCCUUAUGGGAGAGAGGUGCAAGCCCUGAACCACGUGUUUGCAAUGCUUAGCAAGGAGCCAGGAGGAGGUCCAAGAGAAAUGGGGCAAGGCAUCCAUGCUGCAUUGUUAAGCAAACUGGAAGCGCUCCAAGAAAUCAGUUCUCUACGCAAAUGCAGGCCGCCUCUUAAGUGGCCAUUGUGUUUAGGAGAAAGCAUCAUUGUAGGACUGUGCUUCCCAACUUUUGGUCCUCCGGAUGUUUUGGACUUUGACUCCCACAAUAGGCUGGGAUUUCUGGGAGUAGAAGUCCAAAACAACUGGAAGACCAAAGGUUGGGAACCACUGUUGUAGGAGAAUGACGAAGAAAAGAAAUCCCCACCUAUUUGAAUGCUACAAACUCAAACUGGAGAAAAACACAUACCCUUUGCCGCAUGAUGUUAUUAAUUUGUAUUUCUUUUUCUAUUUCUGUGAUCAUGGAGCACGUCCAGUCUGUGAGUGGAAGUUUGACCCAUCUGCAGGCACUUCCCCAACUACCCACAGCUAGCAGAAUGCAUUAAAUAUUUGGCUUUUGGGUACGUCCCAACGACACAUUGAAUUAUUCCCAACUUUUGGGUUUGUCCCAAUGACACAUUUAAUUAUUCUAUUAAGGGGGGGAGAGAAUUAUCCUUACAGCUGUUACAGAAAGGGAGCCAAGGGGAAGAGAGAGGAUCAAUAGUGAUUUUAAGCAAAGUCACAAACAAUGCAGUAUUAUUAAUUUAUAGCGGAAAGACCAUAUCUUGUAUGCUGUAUAUAAAACAGAGUUUUAUGGUGCAGUUGUUCGUCAAGCUUCUGUCUGUUACUUUACAGGAGAGGGGAAUGUUCAGAGCAGGCGUGAGUAAACUUUGGCCCUGCGGGUGUUUUGGACUUCAACUCCCAUCAUUCCUAACAGCCUCAGGCCCCUUCCUUUUCCCCCUCAGCCACUUAAGCGACAUGCAUCCACCUCCACUGAGGUGUAAAGCAGACUGACUACAAAAUGGAGUUCUGAGUCUGAAUAUGCUCAGUAUAAUCAAAUGUCUAUAACAAUUCCCACACCACACACUUAAGCAGCUGAGGGAGGAAAGGAAAGGGCCUUAGGCUGUUAGGAAUGGUGGGAGUUGAAGUCCAAAACACCUGGAGGGCCAAAGUUUGCCCAUGCCUGGUCCAGACCAGACUCUGCUACAUCUCUAUCCAUCCCAAUCCCAAAGUGUAUUUCACUCUCUGCUUGGCCUGAUUUUAAAGUUUGCAAAAAUCUGUGAAACAUUGGGGUGGAAAUGAAGGCAGUUGUAUUUUCAAGGAGAUCUCUUUGCUUGAGAGUUCCUCAUUUUGCCCUAGAAGAGCUCAAUUCUGGCCCCAGGUAUUUGCUGACGUCUCUUCUUUCCCUCAGCCCUCUUACUGCAUUUGCUGCCAACCUGCAACUGCUAAGGAUUAUUUUCUAAUUGGCUCAGACAUCUUUUUGCCAUUGAUUUCCAGACAAAAUAUGAAUACAAACUGUACAAAAUUGACAUAAUUUUCUUCACUUGUAUUUUUGUUAUUGAGCAAGUUUAUCAAAAUAAAUUGUCUACUUAAUGAAA